Symbiodinium sp. CCMP2592 is the source of this 4092-nucleotide messenger RNA. The record is from the annotation of a GenBank genome assembly. Lineage: Eukaryota; Dinophyceae; Suessiales; Symbiodiniaceae.
AUGAGGAGUCGAGAUGGUGGCCCAGGCCAAGGCGAAGGUGAUGGAGAACUGGAGAACCGUGCGCUGACCGGGGCCUACGCGAUGUAUCCGAGCCUCAGCAAUGCCUGGAGCUACGAGCUGGCGAUGAACACCACGGCAGCUUUUGCAAGCAGGAUGAGGACGUUCUUGUGGAAGAAGUUGUUGUGGCAGCUGAGGGCGAAGAGAGCCGUGGAGGCCGAGGGCGACCGGAGGUGGAAACGCAGCCCGAGGUGGUUGAGCCACCUCUUUGCCAAGGAGAUCGGCGCUGCCUCACCCAGAAGACAGGGCCAUGAGGCAGUGGCGGCGGUGAGGCAGGCAAGCUCCCGGUUGAUGGAGCUGUUUACGGUUGUGAGCGUGCUCUCCGCCUGUGCUUGUGAGCGUCCUGGCUGGCGGGUGCUGGAGUGGCAAUCGGUGGCUCGAGGCCGCGAUCUUCGACAACCAGGCCCUGCCAAGGACUUGGUGGACUUUGUGCGCCGCGAGAAGCCGGUCCUGCUGGUGAUGAUGCCGCCGAGCCAACUAUGGUCGUCCUGGACACGCUGUCGCCUGGAGGACUCCAUCAGCUUUUAUGGGAGGCUCGUCGCCAGGAGCUGGGCCUUUGGCGUCUGUGCGGGGAACUCUGGAAGGCCAUCGCACAAGCCGGAGCACCAGCCGAUUCGGGGGACCGUGACUGUCGAUGGCAAGGUGCUGGAGCUCUCGAGGCUGGCGAUCGUCUGGCGGGCCGCCUGGGGUCAGAACGUUUUGGAAGAGAGUGAAAACGGAUGGGAGAAAGGGGCGAGUGCCAGCGGGCCUUGGUCGCUGUCCCACGAGCACUUGCGGGACGAGCUGGCCAAGCAGUCAAUGACCGGGGAGAGGUACGACUACAUUCUCUUCCGGGGCAGACUUGCAGCAGCCCCGCCGCCUUCGAAGCAUGGUGGCCCACUUGCACGUCACCAUGGGGUGUGUGCGAUGGUCCGACCGCCCCAGGCGCAACCGCAGGUGGCUUACCACAAGCCCAAGGCUUUCAACGAAAGGCUUUCGGGCGAUUCGUUCUACAUCUGGGACAGUGUGGGGAAGAAGUUUGCGGUUACACACUUCAUCGAUGGCCUGACCGACUACCACAUCGGCGAUGAACGAUUUGUUCUCUGUGGUGCACGAGGUGGUGCCAGAAGGCGCCAAGUGGCGCAUGGACAUGCCGAACGCCACGGGGCCAUGGUGAAGGGCCUCGGGUUGAAUGGUGUGGCCGAAAUGCGGCGGGCGGCCUUCUCAGCCUUUGCAGCAAAGAAUCGGACGCUGAACAAAGGGGGCGUUUCGCCCAUUAUGCAGGCUGCGACCGGCCGCAACAACAUGGUGCCGGGAUCCUUGAUGGAGCAGCUGGCCAGUGGGAGGAUGCGCUUCAGGUACAACGAGGCCGCGACCACCAAGGAGGCAGUGGCCCGAGCGGAACGCAUACGCAUUGGCGCGCUGGAGGCCUUUCACUGGUUGGAUGCCAGUGACGCUUUGCGGCGAGCUCUGGCUGCCAAGUCCCGACCGCCACAGAUGGAGGGCUUGCGAGAAGGGGCGGUGGUUUAUCUCUACGAGCCCCCGGCCUCCCGCAAAGGGUUUGGCCAGGCGGAUGCAGGAUCAUGCCAGCUGGGUUGGACCUGGCAUUGUGGUGUGCGUGGAGAGGGACAAGCCUGUCCCGCAGCGAGUCUGGGUGCGCCUACGUGGACGUGUGAAGGCCUACCCGCUGGAGAAGAUCCGCCUUGCAACACGACGGAGGAGAUGGUCAGUGCCGACUACGUCAACCAGGCCCUGACCGAGGUCACGAAGGAGCUCGAGGGCGGUCAGCUGAAGGUCGAGGAAGCCCACCCCGAGCCCGAGGAUGCCUCUCGUGCUAAAGAGGCUGACUCAACCUCCUCGAGCUCAAGGGCGAGACCGCCGAGGACCAGCGCGAGCGAGAGGAGCGGUAAGCUCCUGGACGACGUGCCGUUCGCCCUGAAGCGCACAAUUGCUGAGAGACAGCAGGAGGCCACCGCCGGGACCAUGGAGCCGCAUGCGUUGGACUUUGCGAAGAAGCAGAAGUUGUUUGAGUCUUUGGCCAACUCCUUCGAGCCUCCGACCACGUUGCAGGAGGCUGAGCUACGCAAGCAGAUGGAGGACUCUUACCUCCAUGUGAAGAAGGUUCGGAAGGCAAUCCUGGCCAAGCCGAAGGGCCGGGCGGGACGAACACGUGGACCUCGCACUCAAGGGCGACAAGCGGAGCAGCUCACGGCGGCGUUGACCCAGGAGCCCAACCAAAUGAUGGUGACCGCGGAAGUUGAUUUGCCGGAGGCCUACUUCAAGCCAGGGGAGCUGACGGCGAUCAUCAACGACACGGUGAGCGCUUGCAUGAUUGCGGCAGAGAUGGACGGCGUGACGGAGGUGACCACCGGGAAGGCCGUGGACGUCUACUUGGACCACAAUGGGAUCCGCGGCGUGCCGCUGGGGCAAGUGGCGGGCCCCCAGCUCACCGAAGCAGAGCUGAAGGCUAGGUGGAUCUUCGGCGGUCACAAGGAUCCGGACGCCGGCCUCUAUCCGACUUCGUCGCCUACGGCAAGUGUGCUGGGCCACAACUUGCUCAACUUUGUGGCGGUGCAGAAGGGCUGGACUGUGCACUACGAGGAUGUCUCCUCGGCUUUUCUUCAAGGCAAGGACCUGCCCUGCACCGAGAAGAUCUUCGUGAAGGUGCCCGCCGGCUACCCUCCCGAGGUCCUGGGCGCAAACAUGCGCAGCGAUCUGGUCGAGUUGACCAAGGCAGGGUUUGGCCUGCCGGAGAGCCCACGUCUGUGGUACCUGGAGUACCGUGACACCAUCCAAGGCUUGGGUCUUCGGGAGCUGGUUCUGGUGCCAGGUUUGUUCCGGUUCAACGAGAAGGGCGAGCUCAAGGCGAUGGCCAGCAUCCACGUGGACGAUACGCGCUUUGCUGGCGAUGACUCCAGUGAGGUGAUCUGGACCAAACUGCACGAGGCUCUCAAGUUUGGGAAGCUGCGGAAGGCCACGGAAGGCUGGCAAAAGUUUUGUGGGCGCUGGGAACGACAGUGUUCCAAGCCGUGGGCCCUCGGAGUCGUCAGCGAGAUCCACGAGUACACCUACCACCAGGCCGUCGGAGUCACCAUCGAGAUCCGCAAGUACACCUACCACUGGGCCAUCGGAGUCGUCAGCGAGAUCCGCAAGGUCACCUACCACUGGGUCAUCAGACUCUUGGAGGAGCGCAUCAACCAGGCUGAGGUCGUCGACGAGCUUACUGAAGGUGAUCGCAAGCUGAUUGGGUCGAUCGUUGGCCAGUUGAACUGGGCUGCCCGUCAAAGCCGCUACGACCUGUGCUACGUAGCUUCCCUGGUGCAGCAGCUGGCGGGCAGGGGCCGUCUGGAUGCGCUACGAUGGCUGGCCCAAGGUGUUUGGCGCUCUCAAGAGGACGUGGUGAGCCGUGUGCCCAAUUUGGGCUGCCCGCUGGAGGACCUCCUUGUCUUAUCUGUGAGCGAUGCAGCUUUUGGUGCUAUGCCCGGGGGCGGUAGCCAAGGGGGCAUCUUGAUCAUGCUAGCCUCGCCAGCCGUUUUGGAAGGCAAGGCUCCGGUUUGCAUCCUGGAGGGCACCAGCAAUAAGAUCCACCGGGUCGUGAGGUGUUCUAUGUCUGCAGAGGUCUCCAGCCUGGCCACGGCCUUCGAACACGGGGACUAUGUGAGGGCCGUGUUUUGCGAACUGGUCGACUCUCGCUUCGACAUCUCUCGAUGGAAGGUGUGCGCCUCCAAGUGGAAGCACAUCCUCAUUACGGAUGCUCGCACGGGCUAUGACGCACUCAGUGCUGAGACACUCCCGUCUGAUCGGAAGAUUGCGAUCGAUGUGGGCGUGUUGCGUCAAGGUCUGCUCAACGAGGACGACAACAACUUGGUUCGCUGGGUGCCGGGAUCGCAUAUGCUAUGCGACGGCUUGACGAAGUGGGGCCACAACAAGGUGCUGACGGACCUGAUGGUGAACGGUCAGUGGUCGCUGAUCGACACCCCGGAGGCACAAGAGCUACGACGGUUAGCAGCUGCCAAACGCGCUGUUUGGCGAAAGGCCCAAAAGCAAGGCCAGUGA